Molecule: messenger RNA, 1247 nt
Organism: Pundamilia nyererei
Lineage: Eukaryota; Metazoa; Chordata; Actinopteri; Cichliformes; Cichlidae
Gene: lamp2
Product: lysosomal-associated membrane protein 2
Exons: 6
Coding region: 17-961 (314 amino acids)
Biological process (GO): establishment of protein localization to organelle
Cellular component (GO): plasma membrane; lysosomal membrane; late endosome membrane
Source: RefSeq, a predicted model, not a curated record
AAAAAAAACACUAAGUAUGCUCCUUUUCUUUCCAGUGAUCCAGCUAUCACAUGGCAUUGAGUUCAAUGUCACAAAAGAUGGAAAGUUAUGCCUCUAUGCCAAUCUGGAGCUCACAUUCUCGGUCACCUAUGAAGAUCUUGACAACCAGACUCAGACAGCUGUGUUUGCUUUAACUGAUGACGCCAAUUCAACUAAAAGUACAUGUGAUGCCAAGAACUCAAUGCUGAUGCUUAAUUUUGGAGAGGGUCACGCUUUCAGUAUAACCUUCUCCAAGAUUGAAGAAGUUUACGAGGCGGACGUAGUCACCUUUACCUACAAUCUCGGCGACCCUGUCCACUUCCCUAACUCUAAAUCAAAAGAACCUACUGUGGCAAGAGGGCUUCUUGACAUUAAAAACAUAGGCAUGGAUACCUGCUACUCGUGCAAAAGUGAGGACCUGAUCGAAAGUGGUGACGUCAACAUGACGCUGUGGGAUGUGCAAAUACAGGCUUUUAUCAGUGAUGGCAACAAGAGUUCUGAAAGUAAGUACGCGAGCUGUGACGCAGCUCAUCCUGGCUGUAGCGUUUUCCUUCAGUUUUCUGUUUCUAAACUUUUACAGGACACAAAGAAAUUCCGCCUGCAUGAUCUGAACAUCAGUGUCAGCACGAGCUCUGGUAAUUUUUCUGUGGAGAACUCCAGCCUCAAUCUGUGGGAGGCAUCCAUCGGCAGCUCCUACAUGUGUAACAAGGAGCAGACUUUCAACAUCACCGACACACUCUCCAUCCACACCUUCAGCCUGCAUGUGCAGCCCUUCGGAGUGAACAAAGGUGUUUUCAGUACAGCCCAUGAAUGUUCAGUGGACGACCCAAACAUCUUAGUCCCAAUCAUUGUUGGCGCUGCUCUGGCUGGCUUGAUUCUCAUUGUAGUGAUUGCUUACGUGAUUGGUCGAAGAAAGACUUACGUUGGAUAUCAGACUCUUUAAAUUCAUAUUGCAGUCGAUCUUGUGAUGUUAUGGGGGUUCCCAAGCCUGGUCCUUGGCCUUCAUGGUCUCACAUUCAGGAGUUGGUCUAAAACUAAAUCUACAGUUUUGUGAAAUGGCAUCAGUGUGGAGGGGACUAAAAUUUAUGGUCUGAUCAUUGAGGUGUAAAGUUUUGGUUAUUUCAUAAAGAUGCAGGAUUUUCUCUCAAGGACCAGACUUGUUUACCCCCCAAGUGUUUGUGCUGUCUUUUUGUUUUCCUCAUGUUUUUGUUUUCACCUGAAUGUCUUUU